Ylistrum balloti is the source of this 3255-nucleotide messenger RNA. RefSeq names its product von Willebrand factor D and EGF domain-containing protein-like. Lineage: Eukaryota; Metazoa; Mollusca; Bivalvia; Pectinida; Pectinidae. The transcript has 19 exons. The coding region runs from base 1 to 3255 and encodes 1084 amino acids. The record is from RefSeq and is a predicted model, not a curated record.
AUGACUUCUGUUGGACUGGCCAUCAUGUAUUUUAACCUAACUCUUCCUCCGACUUUCUCCUACAUCAGUCCCGAAUCCCGGACAUAUUGUAAAGAAGAUGUUGAUCCAUGUGAACCUUCAAACCACCAACUCCUUGAUGACCCAUGGCGCUCUUCUAGCUUUGAUGAAUCGAAUGCAGAUUUUUCUCAUUGUGACGCUGCAAUUAGAGAGGCAUGGUAUCGACCUAUUUCCGGAGCAGGGGUUACCAUGCCUACAACAGAUCCAGGCCUGAACAAAUGUGGAACACAGUAUCCGAUAUGGAUGGAUGAUGUUUUACCAAACACGACUGAUAUAACAGACGUAAAAGUUUGCUUGAAACAUGUUUUUAUGAGCUGCACACAAACAUGGACCAUACGAGUGAAGAAAUGCGAGUCGUUUUAUGUCUACGAACUGAAACAGACCAGCCUUUGUUCAGCGGCAUAUUGUUUUGGUAAUGAAUUAGCUUGCCCUGAAGGAGAGACAUCUGACACAGGCUUUCAUCCUGGAUGUGGAGUCCCGCCAAAUAUCACACUGCAGGCUGUUGUAACACCUGGACUAAACACAACAACAGGCGAAGCAUUUGGAGCUCCCGUAAUAAUCAAGGAGAUACAAUUCCAGUGUGAUAUCGAUAGUGAUAAGGAUCUUACAGCAUUUGUGUAUGAUAUCCAGUGGUACAUUAACGAUAACUUGAUUGUGACACACAAAAACACACCCUACGCCAAUCUUACAGAGACCAAGCUACGGCAUUCACAAUGGAUACAGACAUUCACACUGGGAUUUUUGGUGAAGUGUGCAGUUCGCGCUCGGAAUGACUUAGACAGUUCGCCUGGAGCAUAUUAUCAUAGCAGUGCUUUUUAUGCAGGAAUAACAACUGAUGCGUCGGAAUAUAUGGUAUCAGAAGGUGAAAGCAUUAACAUUACACUCAGUCUGACGAUUCCAAUUGACUGCAGGUACCCAGAAUCUUCAACGUCAUCCCAAAUUGCGGAUUAUGAGGAAAAUCACUGUAAUGUGGUGAUCCGUGUGAGAACGCCAAAUUACUAUGAAAAUGGCCAACUCGCUUGUGCAACUGGUGGAGCAACAGACGAGCCAGUAUCCUUUGAGAAUGCCAAUUGCGGUGUAGUGUUCUCAUUCAGCAACUGGAAUGAACCCAGAUACUUGACUGUAUCUGGUUCGUCUGACAAUACCGUCACAGAAAUAGACAGCAGAACCAGUUUCAUCCGAUUUCGUGGAGACGAUGGUAUUUUUAACCCCGCAUGGAGUUUUGCCACGAUACCAGACGUCAAGGUGGUUGUGGAAGACCGGGACAUAGUGUUGAUUGGUAAACAGUGUCUAGUCUGGACUGAUCCAAAUGUCAUAACAUUGGAUGGAAGAUGUUAUUGGGGAUGGGGCUCGUGUAUUUGUGGUGUCGCAAUAAGGAACCAGGAUUCUGUUUUCAUUAUCAACCUAUGCCGGGAAAUGGUAGGACAAACGCCUUGGAUAAGUUCAGCUAAUGUCAACAGAUAUAUAGAGAUGAGAGCCUGUGAUGACACUCGUAUGACAGUCGAAUCAAGUGGAACAAAAUACACGAUAACACUUCCAUCCGGAACAUUGAUCACAAUAAGCUACACAACUGGAUCAUCAGUAUUUAUUCGGCAAUUUACUCUUAAACCCUCUCUUGCCGACUGGAAAUCAUCAGCCGGAAUGUGCGGAUUUUUAGAUGGAGAUAUCACAAAUGAUUUUAAGAAAAGGGACGGCACUGUUACCACCGAUUUUAUGGAUUUCGGAUUAAACUGGAGAUUCAAUGAAAUCUUGGAUGGGAACUCGCUCUUCAACGCAACCAGCUCAUUAUCAGAUAUAGAACUAGCACCAUUACAGUAUUGUAGAUGUUCGGUAGCUUCCGACAAUACACAGCCAUUCAGUUCAGAUAUACACUGCAACAUUACUUCGUUGAUAACUGCGUGUCCUGGACGAACGAGUUCCGCUGGCUAUGUACAACAAUGCGAUAAGGGUCGUAAAAAGCGGGAAACUGAUGACUUUGAAAUACCUAAAUUUGACGUUGUCUUGAAUGAAGAGUAUGCGAAUGUGUCUCAAAACUAUACAUGGACAAAUGGUUGGACAGAAGCUCUAGCGGCACAAGCAUGUCGGGAAACAAUGGAUGAUAACCCCAUGUUGAAUACCUGUAAAGACUAUGUAGCAGUGAUGAAUGAUGUUGUCGAGGAUGGAAUUAGAAAUUGCAUUAAUGAUAUCAAGAUAUCAGGAGAUACUGUCUUUUUGACAGACACGGUAGAGGCAUUGAAAAGCAGUUGUUUGGUGGAAGCGAAGCUUUUCGAAAAUUUAACAACACAUGGUUCGUAUGGUAAUAGUACUACGUUUCUGGACGAGUUGCUGCAAAUGAGUUGUCCAAAUAAUUGUUCAGAAAACGGAAAUUGUACCAGCGGACUCUGUAUUUGUCAUGAUGGUUUCUUUGGUUCCGACUGUUCAUUGGAACGUGAUUCUAUACCUGUUGUACUGCCGGGGGGAUCGACUUGUUCCAUCAACGAAAAGGCAUGCAGGAACUUCUUUAUUUCUGGAAGCAACUUUUUGAACCUAAACUUAACUUGCCGAGCUCAGCCGCUAAAGGUGUACGUUGACCGAUGGGAAUUAAGCGGUGAAACUAUGAUAUUCCCAGCGACGUAUCUAAAUGAUAUAAACUGUAUGUGCGUGAUCCCUGAUUCUUUCCGAAGUCGUCGAGAAGCUGAUUCUUCUCAAGUAUUUGGUGAAGGAUUCUUAGUGAGCAUUUCCAAUGACGGCAUCAACUUUAGCAAUGAUACUACUGUAAUAACGUAUGAUUCGACCUGCUACCAAUGUGACGCAAACAGCCUAAACUGUACACAACUGCCUUCCUCAACAAGUACUGAUUAUGGAGAUUCGACGUUUCAAUCAACCUCCACAGCAAUGCACAGUGUAACUGUGACAAUCCCAUCAACAAUUACUUCCCAAACAUCAAAUGAACCAUUGCAAAAUGAAAGCAAAGAAGAAAAUAUUGUAGAAGAAGAUCAAUCCUUGGGUGCCAUUAUAGGCGGUGCUGUUGCUGGUGUUGUAUCCAUCGUAGCUGUUACAUCAGUGCUGACGUACAAACAUUUCAAACACAAAAGCAAGAUAGGCUUCCCCAACGAUGAUAAUACUGAUAACCCGAACACACAGCCGGAGACAGCUGGUUUCGAACAUGGAAACCGUCCUGCCUCCGCAACCGGAAUCAACUUUCAGUUUAACGAUUAG